Messenger RNA from Vespula pensylvanica (western yellowjacket), 1193 nucleotides. It is a transcript of the gene mRpS7, whose product is annotated as 28S ribosomal protein S7, mitochondrial. Gene Ontology annotation, biological process: translation; ribosomal small subunit assembly. The record is from RefSeq and is a predicted model, not a curated record. Gene Ontology annotation, molecular function: structural constituent of ribosome; mRNA binding; rRNA binding. The coding region runs from base 406 to 1089 and encodes 227 amino acids. The transcript is spliced from 5 exons. Lineage: Eukaryota; Metazoa; Arthropoda; Insecta; Hymenoptera; Vespidae. Gene Ontology annotation, cellular component: ribosome.
CACAGCAGGUAAAGAUCAAAAGGCAUGUAAUCUCACGUCGUAGGAAUUUCUCAAAAGUAUUACGUGAGACGUAACAAUAACAAAAUGUAAUGUUCGUUGUAAACAAAAACAUAUACAUUGUACUUCUUUUUAUCUCGAUCUCGCAAAUGAAAAUUCUAAUCGAGAUUUAUUCUUCACAAUCGAUAGAUUUGUUGCGACCUCUAUGAGUGAAGAAUUUUAUUCCACACUUUCCUUACUAUGUAAAAUUAAAAGGAUGUGUAGUAUCGAACAAUAUUUAUAAUUAUUUUGUAAACAGAAGUUCUUAAUAUUCGGUGUUCAUCUAUAAAUAAUACCGAAUAAUAUCGUACUGUAAAAUAUAUGUUUAAUAAAGUUGUUUGAAGCCAAUAUAUAUAUAUAUAUAUAAUUAUGUCAAAUUUACGUGUAUUUGUUACAAAAACAAUUAAUUUAUUAAAUUUACGCAACAAUCAAAGACAUUACAGUGUAUUUCCACUUCAUUAUAUUAAACCAAUAUAUAAUAAGGAAGAACAACAAAAUUUACGUAUAUCAAAUGAAAUAAAAGAAAUUGUUCAUAAAUCUAUUAAACCAGCAAUAACUACUGAUACAUGUUCAGUAUUUUAUAAUGAUAUUAUAAAUCGAUUUACAAAUUAUAUUAUGAGAAAAGGAAAUAAACAAUUAGCUAGAUCAUUACUGCAAGAAACUUUUGAAACUAUUAAAAUAACACAACUAAAGCAUUAUCAUCAGGCUGAUCCUAGUCAAAAAAGUAAUAUUGAAUUAGAUCCAAAAGUAAUUUUCAUUAAGGCUAUUCAGAAUGUUACACCAAUUUUAGAAUUAAAGAAUCAUAAAAAAGGUGGUAUAAAUUAUAAGAUUCCUGUAGCAAUAACUGAAAAUAGAGCUAAAUUUGUAGCAAUGAACUGGUUAAUACAAGCAGCAAAAAAUAAAGAAAGAUCUAAACAUUUUCCUCAACAAUUAGCAAAAGAGCUUAUAGAUGCUUUUUACAAACGGGGUCGUGUUAUUAUGAAAAAGCAUGAUUUACAUAAGGAAUGUGAUGCGAAUCGUGCUUACGCUCAUUUUAGAUGGUUAAAAGGAUAAGAAAAAUAAAAUAUUUUGUUUAACCAGAUAUAUUUAGAUAUCUUAAUAUGUACAUCAAUCAUUAAAUUUAAGAUUUAAAUAUAUAGAUAUUAUUCAUAAUCACC